GGGCGGAUCAUCCACUCUGAUCUCAGUUACUGCAGAGACGAGGAGGGAGACGGAGCUCUGAGGGACUGGUUAGGACCGGGAGGCUCGGAUCGGACCAGAACGGAUCAGAACGGACCUGAUCACACCUGGCAGCGGAGCAGCGGUGACGAUGGAAACCUUCAACGACCUUCUGCACCGGCUGCAGGAAGUCCACGAGCGGGAGACGGAGGGUUGGCAGCUGAAGAUCAAGGAGCUGUCAAACAAGAAGGGCUGCGACUCGAAGAGAAUGGAGGAACUUUUCACCAAAAACCAGCAGAUGAAGGAACAUCACAGACUCCUGACGGAGAACAUCAAGACCCUGGAGAACAGGUUGAGGGCGGGGCUCUGCGACCGCUGCACCGUGACGCAGGAAGUGGCCAAGAAGCGACAGCAGGAGUACGAAGCGUCUCAGAUCCAGAGUCUCCAGCACAUCUCCAUCCUGGCCGGAGAGAUGACGCACCUGAGGAAAGAGAACCUGAAGCUGAAAGACGAGCUCCGGGCUCUGAGAGCAACACUGGACCGUGGAAACAGCAACCACUCCUCCAACAGCGGCGCUGCCGCGGACGUCAAGCCCGACGUGUCCCCGGACCGGCCCCCCUCCUCCGGCCCCGGGGCCCUCGGUACCCCCAGGACCCCCAACCAGAUCCCCAACCAGACCCCCAACCAGACCCCCAACCAGACCCCCCACCAGACCCCCCACCAGACCCCCCACCAGACCCCCAACCAGACCCCCCACCAGACCCCCCACCAGACCCCCAGCCAGACCCCCGAUAACGACGUCCUGGUGAAGACGGAGGCCGAGCAGAGAGGCGACGAAGCAGAACGGAGAGAGAGACUGCUGCGAGGGACGAGCUGGGCCUUCGACUUGCUGAAGUCGGCCCGGUCUCUUCCGUCCUGGAAACCUGAAGCUGCUCCGAGCCGCCCGGCAGAGAGAAGAGCUCCUAGCGAGGGCCCCGACCUCUACUCCUGUGUGGCUCCUCAGCCCCCUGGGAGAAACUCCUCACCUGUGCAGGUGAAGCCCCACCGGGGCCCCGCCCACAGCCUGCCCUGCCCUCAGCCAAUCAGGGGGGGCCCCCUGUCCCUGCCCUGGGCCCCCGCCGACCUCUCCGACUGGAGCCCCCCCCGUCUGCCCCUGCUCCGCCACCUGCCCGCCCCCCAGGCCAGGAGGCAGGGCCCCGUCUCUGGGUGGCCCAGGCCGCGGGCCCCGCCCCCCGCCAAGGAGCCCACGCAGAGGGCCCCGCCCCCCGCCAAGGAGCCCACGGUGGUGCUGAGGCUCAAGAACCUGCCGGAGGGGCCAGCGAGGGGCCCGGAGAGGAGGGGGAGCCCCCCCCUUGGACCCAGGAACCUGCCGGAGGGGCCGGCUAGUGGCCCGGACGGGCCGGCUAGGGGCCCGGAGAGGAGGGGGAGCCCCCCCCUCAGACCCGGGGCCGUCCCUGGAGACGCCUGCGAUGUGCCGCUGGACCUGUCCGACCGAGGGACCUCCAGAUCCAGCCAGGGGUUGAAACAUGAGGCCCCGGUGGCCCCGGUGGCCCCCGUGGCCCCGGUGGCCCCCAGCAUGGACCUGAGGGUCCAGAAGAGCCCGCCGGUACCGGAGCCAGCACCCCCCCUCGACGGACCCGGGUCCACGGCAGCCGAACCAGAACCCAGCAGCGACUCGAGUCCGGAGGUCUCCAGAGAGGACAGGAAGGAGAAGACGAUGAGGAAGAUCGACCAGAGCAACGGGAAGAAAGUCCCCGUCCUCACGCUGUCCCUGCGUCCAGCAGUUGUGAUGCUGGAAACGCUGAACUCCGCCCUGCAGAAGGAGGAAUCCAUUUCAUCCAACAGCAAGUCGUCGUCGCCGGCCGACGAGCCGGACAGCAGCUCCGACGAGGCCGGCGGGAACGAGACCGGGACCGGGACCGGGUCAGGGAGAGACCUGGUUCGGGCCCGGAGGAGGAAGAGGGCCUUCGUGGAACCAGAACCCGACAGAGCGGCAGGUACCGGCAACGUCCACCGAGAGAGACGGAUCAAGAUCACGGUGAGGUCCGAGGACAGUUAGAGGAACCGGUUCUGGAGGACCGGGUCCUGGAGGACUGGGUCCUGGAGGACCGGGUUCUGGAGGACCGGGUCCUAGAGGAGGACCGGGUCCUGGAGGACCGGGUCCUGGAGGACCGGGUCCUGGAGGACCCAAACAAUGACUU
This is a messenger RNA of Cololabis saira (Pacific saury), 2198 nucleotides long. It is a transcript of the gene rbbp8nl, whose product is annotated as retinoblastoma binding protein 8-like. Gene Ontology annotation, cellular component: site of double-strand break. NCBI's taxonomy places the organism in Eukaryota, Metazoa, Chordata, Actinopteri, Beloniformes, Belonidae. Gene Ontology annotation, biological process: DNA double-strand break processing involved in repair via single-strand annealing; double-strand break repair via homologous recombination. The coding region runs from base 149 to 2056 and encodes 635 amino acids. The record is from RefSeq and is a predicted model, not a curated record. The transcript is spliced from 14 exons. Gene Ontology annotation, molecular function: damaged DNA binding; flap-structured DNA binding; double-stranded DNA binding.